AUGGCGACAGCAAGGAAGCAGAAAGGAACAGGCAGCCGGACAUAUCAGGCUUCUCAACCCCGCCGCGGUACUGGCAGAGUUGGUGUCACAGCACCACAGCAUCCUGAGCCUGGUGGCUGGUAUUUACCAGCUGAAUUACAGCAGCUGAUUCUAGACGUAUUUCGACGGGCGUUUCCAUUCGACCACGAGCAACUCGAGUUGAAAUCCACCAUCCAGGAGGUCAAAGGCCACCUAUACCAGCGCGAUUUUGCUCGUGCAUUUGCCAAACCAGAAUACCUCGACGCAUAUGCACUCAGGUGGAGUGCCAGCCGCGCCCUUGGCUACACGAGCAUUUUCCUGCACCACGACUUGCAGAGAGUGUGGCAUGGACCCGCCGAAACUGCGGCCACGGCUCCGAGUACGAAUGUGAAUUCUGUGUUGAAAGAGGCACAUCUUCCACGUGCGAGCGGCGCUUGUAACGUAGUUUGCAUUGGCGGUGGCGGAGGCGCAGAGGUGGUUGCAUGUGCGGCUGCAGCACGAACACUCUCACUCCCAUCGGGCAGACUGGCCGUCCACGUCGUCGAUAUCGCAGACUGGUCAACCUGCCUUGAGAAAUUAGAGCAGGCACUGUUCACGCCGCCGCCCUUAUCACGUCAUGUCUCUGAGAGCGCCAAAGCGGUGAAUAAAGCCUUCGCUACGAGCGAUGCAUUCUCCGUCCGGUUUACGCAACAUGACAUCCUCGCCAUGGAAGAGGCUGGCCUGCUGCACAGUACCCUGUGUCAAGUGCAUUUCUGUACAAUCAUGUUCACGCUGAACGAGCUCUUCUCGGCCUCCCUUGCGAGGACGACGGCGUUCCUCCUGGCGCUUACAGAUGCCAUGUCGCCGGGUUCCUGGCUUCUGGUCGUGGAUAGUCCAGGGAGUUACUCUGAAGUGACAAUGGGGUCCGGAUUCAGUGCCGCAGAGGGACGAGGAGAUGCGAAGACCCAGACAAGGCGCUACCCGAUGAAGUGGUUGGUAGACCACGCGCUUUUGGAAGUCGCCGGCAAGCAGAAAGACGAGGUGAACAGUACAAGUAGGUGGAGGAAAUGUGUCUCUGACGAUUCGAGAUGGUUCAGGUUGAGCCAGCAACAGUCCCGAAGGUACCCCGUUGAGCUGGAGAAUAUGAGGUAUCAGAUUCAUCUCUAUCAACGGAUUCAGCCGGGCGACCGCGACGGGGAAGGGCAAGGCUAG
Molecule: messenger RNA, 1209 nt
Organism: Cladophialophora bantiana CBS 173.52
Lineage: Eukaryota; Fungi; Ascomycota; Eurotiomycetes; Chaetothyriales; Herpotrichiellaceae
Exons: 1
Coding region: 1-1209 (402 amino acids)
Source: RefSeq, a predicted model, not a curated record